Molecule: messenger RNA, 1122 nt
Organism: Striga hermonthica
Lineage: Eukaryota; Viridiplantae; Streptophyta; Magnoliopsida; Lamiales; Orobanchaceae
Source: the annotation of a GenBank genome assembly
AUGGCAGACAUGGGAGGUGCCGGCGGCCAGUAUCCCGAUUUUCCGGCGGUGGCCACACACGGAGGACAGUACAUUCAGUACAACAUUUUUGGUAACAUGUUCGAGAUAACCGCCAAGUAUCGCCUUCCGAUCAUGCCUAUCGGCCGUGGAGCUUACGGCAUAGUAUGCUCGGUUUUGAACACGGAGACGAAAGAGAUGGUGGCAAUCAAGAAGAUUGCGAAUGCCUUUGAUAAUUACAUGGAUGCCAAGAGGACCCUUAGGGAGAUCAAGCUUCUUCGUCACUUGGAUCACGAAAAUGUGAUUGCCAUAAAAGAUGUGAUCCCUCCCCCUUUAAGAAGGGAAUUCACAGAUGUCUAUAUAGCAACAGAACUAAUGGACACCGAUCUCCACCAAAUCAUUCGUUCUAAUCAGGGCUUAUCCGAGGAGCAUUGCCAGUACUUCUUGUACCAGCUCCUUAGAGGACUGAAAUACAUACACUCGGCCGGCAUUAUACACCGUGACCUGAAACCCAGCAAUCUGUUACUGAAUGCUAAUUGUGAUCUCAAGAUAUGCGACUUUGGUCUUGCUCGGUUGAACUCCGAAAACGAGUUCAUGACCGAGUAUGUGGUGACGAGAUGGUACAGGGCGCCUGAGCUGCUUCUGAAUUCAUCUGAAUAUAGUGCAGCCAUUGACGUUUGGUCGGUCGGCUGCAUAUUCAUGGAGCUCAUCAACCGAAAGCCGUUGUUCCCUGGAAAGGAUCAUGUCCACCAAAUGCACUUGUUGAUCGAGCUUUUGGGCACACCCACAGAUGCUGACCUUGAUUCCACACGAAAUGAGGAUGCGAAAAGGUACUUAAGACAACUCCCUCAAUACCCUCGCCAGAAUUUAGCAAAGAUUUUCCCGCACGUGAAUCCUAUGGCCAUUGAUCUUGUUGAUAAGAUGCUCACAAUAAACCCCACCAAUCGAAUUACAGUCGAGGCAGCUUUAGAGCAUCCUUACCUAGAGAGAUUGCACGACCCGGCUGACGAGCCAGUGUGCAUGGAUUCAUUCUCAUUUGAGUUGGAGCACCAACUGCUGACAGAAGAACAAAUGAAGGAGCUGAUAUACAAGGAGGCCUUGGAACUUAAUCCGCAUUAUGCAUGA